Hypoxylon trugodes is the source of this 1439-nucleotide messenger RNA. RefSeq lists its product as uncharacterized. NCBI's taxonomy places the organism in Eukaryota, Fungi, Ascomycota, Sordariomycetes, Xylariales, Hypoxylaceae. The transcript has a single exon. The record is from RefSeq and is a predicted model, not a curated record. Bases 270 to 1118 code for a protein of 282 amino acids.
AGAUCAUUAGGAUUUCUAGCGUCAGAAUAAUGCCGGCUACCAACUCCCAACCCAGACAUAUAUACUAGCCAUAUGCACCUACACCUAGACGCCGAAGUCCAGGUCGCAUUUUCCAAAGCCGUCGACUAUCUUUAAUUGGGGCUCGCGGCUGUCGGACUAGACCUAGACCGAAUUAACUACCAGUGGGUUAGGCAGACAUUAUUAGAACCUCCACAAGGCUGAAUUCCGAGUGUGAUCGUUUCAGUGUUCCAAUUAUUAGACCUUUAAUCAUGAAAGACAGGCUCGCAACGUUAGCGAGCUUCGAGUUCCUCAAUUAUGGGCUACCGGCGUCCCAACCUAAGCCCGACGACGGUCUAUCCGUUAAGAGAGACGCAUUUUGGAGUUACUGCGGCCCACUGCUCUCCGAGGCGAAUGACCUUCCAUCCAGCCUACACGAGUGGACCCAAGCCGUGUUGUCUGGACCUUUAGUUCCUAUUCUACUUCCAUUUCUAACCUACGUCAACGAGUUCGUGAAGUCGAAUGGACUCGAUAAUUACUGGCUCACUAUCCGUGCGACAAAGGCGACAGACGAGUUCAACAAGCCAAGAUGGCACACCGACGAUAUGUUCUUCAGUAGGAAUAGCGAGUUCAACAACAUCGGAAUGGAUAAGAAAGCCAAACCGAAGGCAAAGAUGGAAUUAGAUCUGCAAACGGAUUGGAAAUUGUGCGCCACACUACUCGGUCCGGCAACUAUGUUCAUCCCAUCAGAGCAUCAAGCCGCAGCUCGCGCGACAUCACGCUCGACGAAGCGAGCUCUAGCUACAGAGCAUAUCUGCACAUCGAUUCGGUGCGUGGGGUGUGCAGCGACGGCAGAUGCGGUCCGAGAGCAGCUCACGAGCGAUUUAGCACCUUUAGGUCUAGUCCAGGCUGCACCGGGGGAGUGUAGUGUUUUCCGCAUCGGCCAGGAGCGCGGCGCAGUUCAUUCGGAGCCAUGCAUGAGCAGCGGGGAUCGGAUAUUUGUUAACGUUGUACCUGGGCGGAAGGACGAACUUGCUGGUCUAAUGGCGAAGUGGGGGAUGGGUUUCCCGCGGUCAUGGUGGAUUGCCCCGGGGGUUUUACGUGCACAUGAGUUGAUGUAAUGGAUAAUGAUGAUAUAAUACAGAUUAAAUCAACAGAUACAUGUAUUUUAACAAGUACGACGGCCGCUCGUCUCCGUUUCUCUUUGCCGGAUCUUGGGAUUUGUCCAUUCAUCGACCCUGAUUUCCUUAUGAAUGGUUGCCCUCCACCCGGGGUCUCGACUCAGCAUCGAGACUCUAUUAGGAAAACCUAAACGCUAGGAUGUUGUUAAUUAUCUAUACAUAGAGUCCCUAGGAAUAUAAUGAAUGGCAUUGUUCACAAGGCAGUCAGAUGAGAGCCUAGACGGUUCUUUGUUCAAGAAAUGUAACAAAACAAGCAAAUUG